AUGACACUUACUGGUGUUGACCAGGACACUAGUAUUGACCAUGACACUAGUAUUGACCAUGACACUAGUAUUGACCAGGACACUAGUAUUGACCAUGACACUAGUAUUGACCAUGACACUAGUAUUGACCAUGACACUAGUAUUGACCAUGACACUAGUAUUGACCAUGACACUGGUGUUGACCAUGACACUAGUAUUGACCAUGACACUAGUGUUGACCAUGACACUAGUAUUGACCAAGACACUAGUAUUGACCAUGACACUAGUAUUGACCGUGACACUGGUGUUGACCAUGACACUAGUGUUGACCAUGACACUAGUGUUGACCAUGACACUAGUGUUGACCAUGACACUGGUGUUGACCAUGACACUGGUGUUGACCAUGGCACUAGUGUUGACCAUGACACUAGUAUUGACCAUGACACUGGUGUUGACCAUGACACUAGUAUUGACCAUGACACUGGUGUUGACCAUGACACUAGUGUUGACCAUGACACUGGUGCUGACCAUGACACUAGUAUUGACCAUGACACUGGUGCUGACCAUGACACUAGUAUUGACCAUGACACUAGUAUUGACCAUGACACUAGUGUUGACCAUGACACUAGUGUUGACCAUGACACUGGUGUUGAUCAUGACACUAGAAUUGACCAUGACACUGGUGUUGACCAUGACACUGGUGUUGACCAUGACACUAGUGUUGACCAUGACGCUGGUGUUGACCAUGACGCUGGUGUUGACCAUGACGCUAGUGUUGACCAUGACACUAGUAUUGACCAUGACACUGGUGUUGACCAUGACACUGGUGUUGACCAUGACACUAGUAUUGACCAUGACACUAUUGUUGACCAUGACACUAGUAUUGACCAGGACACUAGUAUUGACCAGGACACUAGUAUUGACCAUGACACUAGUAUUGACCAUGACACUAGUAUUGUCCAUGACACUGGUAUUGACCAUGACACUAGUAUUGACCAUGACACUAGUAUUGACCAGGACACUAGUAUUGACCAGGACACUAGUAUUGACCAGGACACUAGUAUUGACCAGGACACUAGUAUUGACCAUGACACUAGUGUUGACCAUGACACUAGUAUUGACCAGGACACUAGUAUUGACCAGGACACUGGUAUUGACCAGGACACUAGUAUUGACCAGGACACUAGUGUUGACCAUGACACUAGUAUUGACCAUGACACUGGUGUUGACCAUGACACAAGUAUUGACCAGGACACUAGUAUUGACCAGGACACUAGUAUUGACCAGGACACUAGUAUUGACCAUGACACUAGUAUUGACCAGGACACUAGUAUUGACCAUGACACUAGUGUUGACCAUGACACUAGUGUUGACCAUGACACUAGUGUUGACCAUGACACUAGUAUUGACCAUGACACUAGUGUUGACCAUGACACUAGUAUUGACCAUGACACUAGUAUUGACCAGGACACUAGUAUUGACCAGGACACUAGUAUUGACCAGGACACUAGUAUUGACCAGGACACUAGUAUUGACCAGGACACUAGUAUUGACCAUGACACUAGUAUUGACCAUGACACUGGUGUUGACCAUGACACUAGUAUUGACCAGGACACUAGUAUUGACCAUGACACUAGUGUUGACCAUGACACUAGUAUUGACCAGGACACUAGUAUUGACCAGGACACUAGUAUUGACCAUGACACUAGUAUUGACCAGGACACUAGUAUUGACCAUGACACUAGUAUUGACCAGGACACUAGUAUUGACCAGGACACUAGUAUUGACCAGGACACUAGUAUUGACCAUGACACUAGUAUUGACCAUGACACAGGCCACGUAACUCAUCGUUCGAGGCCUCAGGCAGAGUAA
This is a messenger RNA of Procambarus clarkii (red swamp crayfish), 1851 nucleotides long. Its product is annotated as clumping factor A-like. Lineage: Eukaryota; Metazoa; Arthropoda; Malacostraca; Decapoda; Cambaridae. The record is from RefSeq and is a predicted model, not a curated record.